Molecule: messenger RNA, 765 nt
Organism: Merops nubicus (carmine bee-eater)
Lineage: Eukaryota; Metazoa; Chordata; Aves; Coraciiformes; Meropidae
Gene: CCDC89
Product: coiled-coil domain containing 89
Source: RefSeq, a predicted model, not a curated record
AUGGCUCAGGAUGAGAGAGAGGCAGGGCUGGCCAAACCCAUGUGGGAUCCAGAGAUGGGCAAAGACAUACAAUAUGUGACAAAAGGCCUUGAGGAACUCUGUGAGAGCCCUGGAGAGAAGACUCUGCUGUAUUCAUGCCUAGAAGCAGAGCAUCAGCUUAUCUGAAUACUGAAGAAAAAAGCAGAGGAUGUAAGCAAAGGCUGCAGACACCUGGAGCAGCUCAAAAUGGAUCUGCAGAAACUGAGGAUAGAGGAUGCUGCGAAAAUGAAAACCCAGAGCCCACAGAAGCAUUUGGAGAGGCGCUUCAUGGAUCUGGCCAGCAACCAUUAAAGAAUGAUCCAGUUCAAGGACAAACAAAGGGAACAGUAUAUGCAGCUGUGGGAGGAGAACAAGUGCCUGCGCCAGGAGAACAAAAAGUGCUCUUCAGCCAGCCUGUGAGGGAGAAGGAAGCAAGUGUUCCAGCUUGCUGUCCGGGCCAGAAGACUCUCACAGCAGUUAGACUCCUUACAGAAGUGUGCUCAUGAAAGUCGCAGGGCUCAGGAGCAAGAAGAGGAGCUGCUAGAAGCUCAGAGCCAGCAAGUGAGUACCUAUGCCUGGGAGGUCGAUUCACUAAAAAAGCAGCUGCAACACCUCCAGGAGAAGCAGCAACAAACUGCUGCACGUAGAGCAGGCAGAAAGUCAGCAGGGCAGGCCAAGCUGGAGAGGGCGAGCGAGGAGAAAGAGCGAAUGCUGAACUUGGCCAUGGAGAGGGGCAAAGCUUACUGA